Messenger RNA from Lucilia cuprina (Australian sheep blowfly), 819 nucleotides. RefSeq lists its product as uncharacterized. The transcript has a single exon. Lineage: Eukaryota; Metazoa; Arthropoda; Insecta; Diptera; Calliphoridae. The record is from RefSeq and is a predicted model, not a curated record. The coding region runs from base 205 to 819 and encodes 204 amino acids.
AAAAUUUGUAUUUUUACUUAAUACAUUUUUUACAUUUGGUCCUUCGAGCCGGAUCAGUCCCGUGGCCAGGUUCACUGUUCGUGAAAAAAGCGUCAAUCUCGGCUUUGACAGAGAUUGAAUUAGCAACAGCUAAUUAUAAAUUUAAUAUAUGUGAAAAGUAUAUUAAAUAAUAAAUAAAAAGAAUAUAAAAAAGAAGUAUACAAUAUGUCGACAACAAUAGAAGAAGACCUAGAAACUAGGCUACGAAAGUACAUGGAAUCCAUGAUAAUCUCCAUUAAAGAAACGAUGAGAGAUAAGUUAAAAAGAGCUCUAAGAGAGCCUGAAAAUGAUCAAAAAGAGCAAGAAGCUUCAAGAGAGCUAGAGGAUGCUCCAAAGAAGGACAAGGCGCCAAAGGAGGUUCCAAGAGAACCAGUAAAAACUCCACGAGAGUUUAAGGUGACUCCACGAGAGUCAAAAAAUUAUUCAAGAGAGCAUAAAAUCUCUGUAAAAAAUGAGAUAAUGAAAGCUCCACGAGAGCUGGAAAUGGCAUCAAUGCCAGAACAGGGUUCAAGAAACCAGGAAAAAACUCCACGUGAGUUAAAAGGUGCUCCAAGGGAGCAUAAUGAAGACUGUUGCGAUAAAAAGAAGGAGAUAACGGAAAAUUAUGAUAAUGAUCAGACGGUGGUUGCCGUUAAAGAAGAUUAUCUGCAUGAGGAAGAUACUAAUUCUAAAAAACAAAAAGAAGAGAAUAAACAAAACACAGAAGUGUUUAAAAAGAUAACAAAGAGAACAAAUUUUGGGAGAUUGAAAAGAAAAUGGGAAGAUCAAGAGAAGGUAUAA